This is a messenger RNA of Nelumbo nucifera (sacred lotus), 1387 nucleotides long. RefSeq lists its product as uncharacterized. Gene Ontology annotation, cellular component: endoplasmic reticulum membrane. The record is from RefSeq and is a predicted model, not a curated record. Gene Ontology annotation, biological process: protein N-linked glycosylation. Lineage: Eukaryota; Viridiplantae; Streptophyta; Magnoliopsida; Proteales; Nelumbonaceae.
UUCAUACCAUAUAGUUCAGUAUUGCGGCGCCAUGACGUAAAAAAUCAUGGAGUGGCUAUGGACGAUCGCCGAACUCCUCGUCCUGGUAGCUCUGAUUCUUACUUUAGGCUUACCAUUGGCAGUCAUCAUCGUGGCUUUUAGAAGAAGAUGCAGUCACAUUAGCGCCGACGAUGCACAUCCUAUUUUCGAGGACCCUAAUUCUCUGAAACAGGUUCCCAGCCCUUCAAUCUUCGAUCCUGCUGAGAAGUACAUAUCUUUGAUAAUUCCUGCAUAUAAUGAAGAGCACAGGCUUCCUGGUGCUCUCAGUGAGACCAUGAAUUAUCUUCAACAACGUGCUGCAAAGGACAAGUCAUUUUCUUAUGAGGUGGUGAUAGUUGAUGAUGGGAGUGUUGAUGGGACAAAGAGAGUAGCUUUUGGCUUUGUAAGAAGGUACACGAUAGAAAAUGUGAGGGUCAUUCUUCUUGGAAGGAACCAUGGAAAAGGAGAAGCUAUAAGAAGAGGAAUGCUCCAUUCACGUGGUGAGCUACUUCUAAUGCUUGAUGCUGAUGGGGCAACUAAGAUUAAUGACCUAGAAAAGCUUGAAAACCAAAUACGUAGAGAAGCUAAAAAUGAACUUAAGCUUAGAGAUGGUGUGGAUAGUGGUUCGGUUUCAAGAAUCUCUGAUAUUCCAAUUGUUGCAUUUGGUUCUCGUGCACAUCUUGAGGAGAAGGCUCUGGCUACACGGAAGUGGUAUCGGAAUUUUCUUAUGAAGGGCUUCCAUGCUGUAGUUCUCUUGACUGCUGGUCGAGGAAUUCGUGAUACACAGUUGCAUAAGACAACUAAGCAUCAAUGUGGCUUUAAGAUGUUUACUAGGGCAGCAGCGAGGAAACUUUUCUCGAACAUCCGUUUGAAAAGGUGGUGCUUUGAUGUUGAGUUAGUCUACUUGUGUAAACAUUUUGGCAUCCGUAUGAUAGAGAUAUCUGUAAACUGGUCCGAGAUCCCUGGAUCGAAAGUGAAUCCGCUAAGCAUUCCCAACAUGCUUUGGGAGCUUUGCCUCGUGUCUAUCGGGUACAGGACCUAUAUGUGGAAAAUAUCUACCUGAGUUUGUUCAUUUUGAAGUAGAACCUAUAUUUAUCUCGGCAGUAUCCUCAAAGCAAUACAAAGUUGGAGAAGGAAAGCAUUAACCUUGGUGUCUUUGGGUUCCCUGAUUGACAAGUAAAGCCUUGCUUCAUGAGAGAAUGGGUUUUACUUGGUCGUCAGGUUUGAUGUUUUACAUGGGUAAUUUGUAUUUUGUAGCCUUAUUAAACAGUUGAACUUACUUUUGCCAAAAUUUGAUUCUCUGGAUUUACUUUUUAGGAAGGGAGAGGUCAAUUUGAAUGACAAAUUUUGGACAGGUGAGAUGCAACUA